GCGGCGGCGGAGGCGGUAACGGUAGCGGCGGCGGCUGGGUCGGGCCCCGACGGGCGGCGGCGGCUGAGGUGGAGGCGGAGGGAGGCGGCGGCGGCGGCGAAGGAGGCGGCGGCGGCGGAGGGGGGAAGAUGGCGGCGCCCGUCCUGCUGAGAGUGUCGGUGCCGCGUUGGGAGCGGGUGGCCCGGUAUGCAGUGUGCGCCGCCGGGAUCCUGCUCUCCAUCUACGCCUACCACGUGGAGCGGGAGAAGGAGCGGGACCCCGAGCACCGGGCCCUCUGCGACCUGGGGCCCUGGGUGAAGUGCUCUGCCGCCCUUGCCUCCAGAUGGGGUCGAGGAUUUGGUCUUUUGGGUUCCAUUUUUGGAAAGGAUGGUGUAUUAAACCAGCCAAACAGUGUCUUUGGACUUAUAUUUUAUAUACUACAGUUAUUACUUGGCCUGACAGCAAGUGCAGUUGCAGCUUUAAUCCUCAUGACGUCCUCCAUCAUGUCUGUAGUGGGGUCUUUGUACCUGGCCUACAUCCUGUACUUUGUGCUGAAGGAGUUUUGCAUAAUCUGCGUCAUCACAUACGUGCUGAACUUCAUUCUUCUUAUCAUCAACUACAAACGACUAGUUUACUUGAAUGAGGCCUGGAAACGGCAACUGCAGCCCAAGCAGGACUAACCACCUGACGAACUCUUAACUGACAGUCUGAAGUCCCUUUUUCCAUUAAGUUUAUUUUGCAGCAGUUUGGUUGGUUUUUUUUUUGUUUUUUUUUUUUUAAUUCUUCACAACAGACACUUUCCCUAAGAAUCUUAAACUGAUUUUUUAAAAUCCUGUAAAUUAGAAGGGGCUCUAGCUAUUUUCUGUGUCAAUCUUCAUUUUAAAUAUGGAUACAAAAAAACAAAGAGGAUACGCCGAGCCAAUCAAAGACAAGCUUUAACUUUACUUUGGAGAUGUUUCUGAAAUAAUAAAUGUAGCCCUAGCCUCCUUCCCUCAAUUGUAAAGUGAGCAACCAUUGCUAGUAAUUCUCUAAUGUGUAUAAAUUAAAUUUCAGCUAUAACAAAUGUGAUCAUGACAUGAAAAUAUUUUAGAAUAGAUACUGUAUUAAAUAUUGCCAUGUUUACAAUAUGUAAUGUUUUUAGCUGAUGGAUUUAAACAUGUAGAUUCAACUAGAAUCCAUUCAUGUGAUAUUUGUAAAUAAAGGUAGAAAUAUUGGAUCCAUCCCUGCAGAACUUACUGUACAGUUUAGUUGAAGUGUAGCAAUGAAGAAAUGUCAGCUCAACGUUGACUGAAGAAAUAGUGAAAAUAGUUAAGUCCAUACAGAGCAUCUUGUGAAAAGCACUGAGAGCUGUGGGUCUAGCAUUGACAGCAAAAAUAAUAGGGUGAUUGGUUCCCUUUCAUCUCCUUCCUCUGAAAGGAGGAAACUAAAUUUGGACAUUCAAGUCAAGCUUGUACCUAGUCAUAAAACUGGAUCAAUUAUAACAUUACAGAAUGAGUCAUGUGACCAGACUUUCAAGUCCAAGGCCUUCAGUAUACUAAAGAUGGGAAAAUGGGUAGAUUUCUUUGGAGAAAAGCUGGAAAUAUUAAUAUGGCAUUUUUAGGUAAAAUCUCUUACAACAGUUGAAUUUUCAUGCAGAUUAUUUUCCUUAACAUUGGUGCCAGUCAACCAAACAGUAUUGACUUUGAAAUCAUCAGUAUAAGCCCAGUCGCUCCAGAGUAGGAUUGCUCUUGGGUAACUCUGUAGUGUUUUCCCUGUUUCUUUCUACACUAAUUAACCAGAUGUCUAGUUUAAUUGUUUUAGAGUCAGAUACUGGAUUUGUAAACUUUAGGGCUGACAUGCUGCUCAGUUUGCUUAACUGGGAGGAGUACUAAAGGUAGAAAUAUCUCAAGGUGAAAUACAGUACUCUUUCUAAUAACUACCCAAAUGCAGAGUUUUUGAAAGUGAUCUGAAUAAACCCAAAUGAAAUAGUGAUAGUAUGUUUCUAUGGUUAACAUCUUAUAUCAGAUUGUUCAAAGUGCCUUCUGUCUUAAAUCUCAAACCAAAUAUUUUGUGUGUUGAACUUGGGCAGAAGUGUCCUUCCUUCCUUUCUUAGCAUGAAGUAGAAAACUUGCAUUCUAUAGAAAGGUUCUGUAUGAUCAUUUUAUUCCUUAGAUUGAGAAGUAGUAGCCAUGUUUUUGCUUCCAAUUCCAUUCAUCAUUAUGUUAAAAAGAGACCGGUAACUUCUGAGUGCUUUAUUUGCCUUCUUUUGAAGGGAGGGGACAGGCUCUGCUCUGUAAACUGUAACGUGCAGAGUCAGCAACUGUUCAGCAGUUUCCAACUAACUGUCAUAAUUGAUGCAAUGUAUUCUUCUGGCCCAAGGCAGGUAUAAAAUCUGAGUUGUAAUGUACUUUCAACCAGUUUAAACGAGUUUUGUAAAAGAUAGCUUAAUUCAGAUUUCAUCAAGGCUUAUGUUCUCCCA
This is a messenger RNA of Balaenoptera musculus (blue whale), 2437 nucleotides long. RefSeq names its product vitamin K epoxide reductase complex subunit 1 like 1 (gene VKORC1L1). The coding region runs from base 129 to 659 and encodes 176 amino acids. Gene Ontology annotation, biological process: peptidyl-glutamic acid carboxylation; vitamin K metabolic process. The record is from RefSeq and is a predicted model, not a curated record. Gene Ontology annotation, molecular function: vitamin-K-epoxide reductase (warfarin-sensitive) activity. The transcript is spliced from 3 exons. NCBI's taxonomy places the organism in Eukaryota, Metazoa, Chordata, Mammalia, Artiodactyla, Balaenopteridae.